Molecule: messenger RNA, 855 nt
Organism: Juglans regia (Persian walnut)
Lineage: Eukaryota; Viridiplantae; Streptophyta; Magnoliopsida; Fagales; Juglandaceae
Exons: 1
Coding region: 1-855 (284 amino acids)
Source: RefSeq, a predicted model, not a curated record
AUGGAUAAGGCUUGGAUGCGUAUCGAAGAUAGAUUGCAAUCCAAUGAGUAUGCUGAGGGUGUUAGACAAUUCCUGGCUAUGGCACAAGCCAACACACCCGGAUCUGAUCACAUUAGGUGUCCAUGUAAGAGAUGCAGGAAUAGAUCUUUCUACUCUAUUCCCACUGUCGAAGAUCAUUUGUUCAUCAUAGGGAUUGAUCCUACUUAUACGGAAUGGAUAUUCCAUGGAGAAGAUGAUCCUUUCCUAGAUGCUACAUUUUCUGACAAAGAAGCAGACGAUGCAUCUGCUUACAGUGACUACAUUGAUGAUGUCGACGAGAUAUUAGAUGACAUUUGUUAUGGCUCAUUUAUGGAUAAUUCAGCUAGAUAUGAAGGAAAUGCAAACCCAAAUGAUCAACCAUCCACCUCGUAUACUCCAACAAACCUUAAUUUUGAGGAGUUGGUAGCCGAUGCACGAUGUCCACUUUACCCUUCUUGUGAUAAGUUCUCAAAGCUAUCAUUCAUCGUCAAGUUGCUUCACAUCAAGAGCAUUGGUGGUUGGACCGUCCAGUCAUUUGACAUGGUGAUAAAGCUCUUGCAAGCUGCAUUUCCCAAUGCUCUAUUCCCUGACUCAUAUAACGAUGCUCGCCGCUUGCAGCGUGGCUUGGGCUUUAGUUACAAAAAGAUUCAUGUGUGCCCAAAUGAUUGUGCCUUGUUUUGGAAGGAAAAUGCAUCGUUAAAUGAGUGCCCUAAAUGUAACGCAUCUAGGUGGACUGUAUGCACAAGUAAGCAACGAAGGAUACCACAAAGAGUUCUCCGAUAUUUCCCCCUGAAGCCGUGCUUGCAAAGGCUAUUUAUGUCAAAGAAGACAGCCUAA